ACGCAGCAGUGGAAAAAUGUGGGAUCAGAAUAAUCUCACACAGAGGGCAGAAAAAACAGCAAACUGGAUCUUAUGUUCACCUGGAAGCCGCUCAGGGACCAGUGGGUGGUCCUCGGACCUCACUUUGAAAGCCGUCCUGCCACCCCCUUCAACUCAUGCAUCUUAAAGUUGAUGAACGGAGGAUCUCUCAGCUCGGUCCCUCCAUCCAAGACGACUUUUAGGACUCGUUUGAUCGCUGCAUAGAUAGAGUAAACCGAGCGGUGCUUGAAAAUAUCCCCCCAAAAACACAAAGCCACAGGUGUGUCGGAUGAAAGAACAGGAGCCGAUUUGGCCCGCCGGUGCAGCUCGCGUAAUAAGUUCGUGUGAUGGAGUGGCGUGAGCAGUCCGCCGUCAGCUGCGACGAAGCCUACUUGGAGGCCCAGAGGUGGAUCGAGGCAGUAACCAAGAAAAAAUUUGGGAGCAACGACUUCCGAUCAGCGCUGGAGAAUGGCGUUCUGUUGUGUGAUCUGAUAAACAAGAUCAAGCCUGGUGUUAUCAAGAGGGUUAACAGGCUGCCCACACCUAUUGCUGGACUGGACAACCUUAACGUCUUCCUCAAGGCCUGCGGCAAGCUUGGACUAAAGGAAGCGCAGCUCUUUCACCCCGGAGAUCUUCAGGACUUAUCCACAAGAGUUACAGUCAAGCAUCAAGAGACCAACAGGAGGCUGAAAAAUGUGUUGAUCACCAUUUACUGGCUGGGUAGAAGAGCUCAGAGUGACCGUUUCUAUGAUGGACCUUACCUGAAUUUUAAGGCGUUCGAGGGAUUAUUGGGCACAGCGCUGUACAAGGCUCUGCAGGAAACGUCCAGUCAGAAAGGCAACAACGUCAGGGACAGCGGUUUUGGUGAUAGCUGGUACUCGGAGAGAGAGGAACUCCACCAUCUAAGAGGAGAAGGAGGAGGAGGAGGAGGAGGCAAACACAAAAGAGACGACUCCCUAGACAGCUUGGACUCUUUGGGCUCUCGACCCCACAGCAUCUCGUCUGACACCACUCUUAAAGGCAGCAGUGAGGGUUGUUGCAGUGACACUGAGGCAGAUUCUCUCUUCAGAAUGGCUGACAGCAAGGACAAUAUCACUUACCGCCGGUCGGUAUCCAUCACACCCAAGUCCAGCACCCCUUUUAACCAGUUCCUGCCCACUAAAGACAAACCCUCAGGCUACGUCCCUGCUCCACUGAGGAAGAAACGAGCCGAACGCAAUGAGGACAAUCGGCGCAGCUGGGCCAAUGCCACAUACGCAGAGGAUGAAGGCACGCUCACCAGACAGCACCAAAUGCAAGAGAGUAUCGACGGGAGUAAAUCAACAAGCGAUAUCCUGGUCGACCCCAGCAUCAUCCGGCAGGUUCGCUACGAAGAGCUGCAGAGGUAUCGUGAGCAGAUAAAGCAGAGUGAGGACACGUGGCAAGAUGACCUGAGCAAAUGGAAGAACCGGCGCAGGAGUGUCAACUCUGAUAUAGUGAAGAAGAAAGAGGAAAGGGAGAAGAUAGAGCAAAUCACAUAUUGCGGCGACAGCAACAGAAGGUCUAAGACCUUCAAGGAGAUGCAAGAAGAGAGAGAAAAUAAAGGUCGUUUCAACUCUUUCUCUUACCUGGAUGAGGAGGACAGCGUAUUUACGAAACCUGUCAUUUCCCCACGUAGCCGGACCCUUCCUGCCAGGAGCUACACUAUUGACACUCCUUGCUAUUCCUCUGACCCCUGCAAGCCUUCUCCAAAAGAGGACGAACCCCCUGCUGCUUACCCAGCUACUGGCAGGGCCGCUUCCCCUCCCACCUCACAGGAAGCUGACAUUGUGGACCAUCCUACGGGCAGUGACGCCACAAAAAUCACUCCAGCCAACCACAGGUCUUUACACAGAUCCCAGUCUCCAGCAGCUGGAUCUGUACAGAAUCCAGUCUCAGAAAACACUAGCACAGUCAAGACAGAAGAGACCACAAACAUUUUGUCCUCUUCUAGCUCCGUGCCCAAGCCAAGGCGCCCAUUGUCGGGCAUACAGGCUGAGGUGGAGGCCCCUUCCUCUGGUUCCCUGUAUAAACAACACACACAGCUCAGCUCAAUGGAACCCAAGCCUCCCGAGGUGUCUCGGGUUUCUGCCUCCCUCCCCAGGAGCUACCAGAGAUCGGAUAGCUCACGUCUAACCUCAGUUGUCACGCCGAGGCCCUUUGGGACCCAACCGUCUCGCAUCACCUCACUUCCCCGAGCCUUUACAAUGGAUGACACUCAUAAGCGUGUCAAUGGCGACGCUGAUGUUUCUAAGAAGUCGUCCGUGCCUAACCGCUAUCAGCAGUUCAUGACCUCUGAGGAUGAGGCUUGCUCCCAGUCAAGCUCGGCCCAAAGCACUGAAGAUGAGGAGGAGGAAAAAGUUGAGAACACAGACAAGAGCAUCACCUCUAAUCGGAGUGUCUCACUUGUCCCUUCUUUGGUCAAAAGUGAAGCCCCAGUCAGUCCUGCUCCGGCUAAAGGCGUCAGCCAGGAGAACUGCUGCGAGAUGCGUAUCAGCCUGAACCAGAAGCCCAACAGCAGCAAAGACUUUGGCUUCCAGGCGGCCUGGGACUCAACAGGCGCUCGAGUCACAUCCGUCCAGCCAGGAAGUCAGGCUGAGAUGUGCCAGCUUCAGGCCGGAGACGAGGUGUUGACGGUGAACAGGCACCAGGUGGCAGAAAUGAGCUACACAGACUGGAAGUCCUGCAUGGAGGAGGCUCUGCAGGAGGGCAGACUGGUCAUGGAUAUACGCCGUCAUGGCAAGAACAACUGGAACAGAGAUCCACCUUCCCUGCCAUUUAAAAGCCAUAAGACCAUCAAUCUUACCAGUACGGAUCAUCCAAUACUUCUAGGUUCUGCUGACGCAAACACUAUCAACUCCAGCCUGGAUUUCACCUCACUGGUGCCACCCAAAGAGGGCCCCACCCACCCAGUCAUCGAUGGGGCUUCAAAUGGAGUUAAUGGAGGUUUCCGUGAGGAGUCGGUGAUCAUGAGGAACAAAGAGUCAGAAACCAUAUCUUUGAAAAACUUAAAACGGAGGUCAGAGUUUUUUGAAAAAGGUGGCUCAGGUUCCAGUGUCAGUGCGCUGGUCUACCUCUGUGGAGGAUCAGAGUCUGCAAUGCCAGAUAUACCUGUUCCUGCCAUCACUCCGUCCGCCAGCCGCUGGUCUUGGGACCCAGAAGAGGAGCGCAAGAGACAAGAGAAAUGGCAGAAGGAGCAGGAGCGCCUCCUACAGGAGAAAUAUAAACGUGACCAGGAGAAACUGCAGGAGGAGUGGCUCAAAGCUCAGCAGGAGAUCUGCGACAGUGAAGACCAACAAGAGCCCGAGAGCCUGGAGGCAAACAGCCACAAUGUGAGUUCACACUCACCCCUCUCUCCCAUCAACCAGUCCACCUCUUCUCUGUGGGAGGAGGAAGAGAGAAAGAGGAAGGAGGAGCAGGAGCGCCAAAGGCAGGCAGAGGAGAGGAAGAAGUGGGAAGAGGAGGAGCGGGAGCAGGAGCGGGAGCUGCAGCGUCUCCAGGAGGAGAGGAAGAGGAAAGAGAGGCAGGAGGUGGAGGAGAGGAAGAGGAGGGAGGAGGAGGAGAGGAAGAGGAGGGAGGAGGAAGAGAGGAAGAGGAGGGAGGAGGAAGAGCUGAGAUGGCAGAGGAGGAGGGAGGAGGAAGAGCUGAGAUGGCAGAGGAGGAGAGAGGAGGAGAGGGAGGAGGAGAGGAGGCGGCAGGAAGCGGCAGAGCAGCAGCGCAGAGAGCGAGAGAGAGCCUUGGAACAGCAGCAGUGGGCUGCUGGCUCCCAUGGCUUUGCCAGUGUCCAGCCUCCACUGUCCUUUACAGACAGGAUGAAAUCCAAAUCAUCUCCACAGCUUGAUGAAGAUGAAAAACCUCAGUGGAAAGAUGUGCAUGUGCAGCCGGGGGGCAUGACUCACUGGCUGCUGGAAGAGCAGCAGAGGAGUGCAUGUGACAAACAGGCCCGGAGUCAGAGGGCUGCAUCGGAGCUGGAGAUGGAGAGGAGAAACAUCCUCAAUGCCAUGAGAUACAGAGAGCCAGAGAGAGUGACCGGCAGUGAAGUGGGUGAGAAGAAAGGUCAGCAGUCCGUGUCUCAGGCAGAGGCGGAGCGGCAGCAGAUCCUGAAUGAGAUGAAGAAGAAGACUCCACUGCUGACGGACAGCAGCUGGAUUCGCCAGCGGCCCUCCAGCACUGUCAAAGAGAGCGACAUGCCACCCAUGCGCAGAGGUGAGUCUCUUGACAACUUGGAUGCCUACAAUCCCUGGCGCUCAUCAUGGACAUCCAGAAAUAAUUCUUAUAGCCAAAACUACACCCGGCCUCACUCUGCCCUGUCCGGCAGCACUUACUCUUGGGGGGCCCAGCGGCCCAGCUCCUCCACCCUGCCUUCCUCUUACUCCAUGGGCUCCCUCCGAGGUGGGGCAGGAACCCCUUCAUCCCCACGGUCCCAGCAGUCGCCCUCCCCCUCACCCUCUUGUCCGUCACCCACUCCCUCUCCGGAGCCCAUGGCUGAAUCAGGCGCCUCUCAGCAACAGAGCAGGUCAGUGAGUGGCAAGAAAAUCUGUACGUUCUGUGACACCCCGCUGGGAAAAGGAGCAGCCAUGAUCAUCGAGUCCCUCGGGCUCUGUUAUCAUUUGGGCUGUUUUAAGUGUAUCGACUGUAAGUCUGACCUCGGAGGAUCGAAAGCGGGAGCUGAAGUCAGAAUACGAAACAAACAGCUCUACUGUAACUCCUGCUACAUGCGAUUUAAAACUGGCCAGCCAACCUCUAUGUGACGUAACAGUACUCCAGCAGAUUGAUGAAGAAACUACUUGUGACAACAACCCGUGAACAUUUAAGUCAACGUUGACUCCAAUGUAAAACAGCAGGAACUCUUGGUUUGGACAUACUCUCAUUUAUUACUCUAGAAAAGUUUACUCAGUGAUAAGAAUUAUAUUUGUGUUUUUUUUUUUCAUUUUGUGAUUGAGAGGGUAAAGCUUGCAAUGUUAUCGCCUUUAAAUGUGUUUAUAUCGCAAGUAUUACAGUUGUACAGUUACAGGGUUCCGCAUGCUCCAGAGUUUUUAAAUGUUUUAGCUGCAAAACUAGUCGAAAUGUUAAAUUGUGUGCAAGAAUAUUAAGGCAGAUCUUUGUAAUGGCUUUCACCAAGAAAGAUUUUGGGCACUGAGAGGAAUUUUCAAGGAAAACUGCAGAAUCAUCUUCUUGUUCAUGCUUCCUUUUCUGCUCGUGGUAUUAACAAGUUUUGUCGACCAAGUUAUUCUUAUUAUGUCAUGUGCCUUUUUGUUUGUAACAGAGAGAAGUAAUUAAGAUUAUUCUUUCUAAAUAUAUUUAAAACCGUCUGCUUGGAUAGCAUUUGCCUGGAGUUUUCACUGAUAGAUGGAGGAUUGUACACCGCAGCAGGUUUCCGUGUGAAGAAUAUAUCAUGCUGAAUGGCAGUGAGGCACACAGUAACAUUUGUAAAUAAAAUGACUAAAUGCUC
Molecule: messenger RNA, 5488 nt
Organism: Scatophagus argus
Lineage: Eukaryota; Metazoa; Chordata; Actinopteri; Scatophagidae
Gene: lmo7a
Product: LIM domain 7a
Exons: 32
Coding region: 366-4787 (1473 amino acids)
Biological process (GO): regulation of cell adhesion; regulation of signaling
Molecular function (GO): protein binding
Source: RefSeq, a predicted model, not a curated record